CGGAAUAGAACUGAGAAUACCUUUCUUGUCAACAGGCAGCUUCUUCAGCUGAUGCGGGUCGCCAUAAGAUCAGAAACCUUUCCGUUUCAUCGCUACUAGCAACUACUACCACAUGACAGCAUGGCAUUCAACUGCACAGAGCUCGAUGACGUCCUGGAGAAGUACUACCUCUCACCGUUGUAUGGAAUCGAGUUCUGCCUCGGUUUCCCUGGCAACCUGUUGGUUGUUCUUGGUUACGUGUUUUGCUUGCCUGCAUGGCAAAGCAUCAACAUUUACCUAUUCAGCCUGUCCGUGUCUGACCUCAUCUUCCUCUGCACGCUGCCACGCCUCUCUUAUCUGUAUGCAAAUGGCCAAUUAGAAACAAGCCCCGUCACCUGUAUUGCCAACCGCUAUCUCCUGCAUGUCAAUCUCUACUGCUCCAUCCUCCUCAUGGUCUGGGUCAGCAUGGAUCGCUUCCUGCUCAUCAGACAUCCAACACGCAACCACUUCCUGCUCAGACCACGGGUGGCCAUGGUGGUGACGGGGCUGAGCUGGCUCGCAGUCAACAUACAAAUAAUUCCGAUGAUAGUGCUGAUGUUUCACGACCUGGAGAGAGCAAAUGGGAGUCACUGCAAGGAUUUUGCCAGCCUGAAAGGGGACAUCGAUCCGAUGGGCUACAGCAUGGGGCUAACCUUGACUGGCUACAUUCUCCCUCUGCUUGGCCUUUGUCUCUUCUCCUACAAAAUAGCACAACUCCUAUGUGCCCAAGAAAAGGCUCUGGAGCGCAGGACCUCCUCUUACAAGAGGCCUCUCAGGGUUGUUAGAGCAGCAGCCGUCAUGUUCCUGGUCCUCUACACUCCCUACCAUUUGAUGAGGAAUGUCAGAAUAGUGUCUCGGCAGGCCUGGGCGAUGGUGGAGCUCUGCCCCAAAAUGUACAUAGAGGGGCUGUACAUCUUGACCCGACCAGUCGCCUUCUUGCACAGCGUUAUCAACCCAGUCUUUUACUUCCUCAUGGGUGACCAUUUCAGAGAACUUCUACUUGCUAAAUUCAGAGAGCUGAUAAGGAAGACAGGAAGGCUGAGAGAGUCAGCAUGAUAUCACAAAAAAAUGCCUGUACAUGUACGAAAAGACAC
Messenger RNA from Myripristis murdjan (pinecone soldierfish), 1112 nucleotides. RefSeq names its product succinate receptor 1-like. Bases 121 to 1074 code for a protein of 317 amino acids. Gene Ontology annotation, molecular function: G protein-coupled receptor activity. Gene Ontology annotation, cellular component: plasma membrane. The transcript has 3 exons. Lineage: Eukaryota; Metazoa; Chordata; Actinopteri; Holocentriformes; Holocentridae. Gene Ontology annotation, biological process: G protein-coupled receptor signaling pathway. The record is from RefSeq and is a predicted model, not a curated record.